AUGGCUACUCCAACUCGUCGGCCGGGAAACCAGACUCCACAAACCUCCGAUUCCCGCCUAGGUCCAGCGGCUCCACCAAGAUCGUCUUCAUAUGCCGCGGACUCGACUGAAUAUAACAGCGACGACGAAAAGCCUGUGCCAAGGUCGACACCGCAUCGAAAGCGGGACAGCGGCCAUCUUCUGCGCUCUCCACAACCAGAAGGCGUCGCCGAUGUGCAUCAGCUCUACAACACCGAUGCGGCGAGGAAGCUCGAAGAUAUGGAAGCUCGCCUACAGAGCAUGCAUCUGCAGGCCAAAGCAGGCGUUGAACGCCUCAUCGCCGCAGUGCGCACGCAGCUGUACGCACUCGAAGCCCAGCUAGCUACGACAACCGGAAGAGAUCUGUCGAGGCAAGCGAAGGACGACUGGGAAGUGGUGUGUAGGCUGACCAAGGAGCUGAACGAAAAAUUGCGUGCGUAUGGAAUGCCCAAGAAAUGA
Molecule: messenger RNA, 477 nt
Organism: Lecanosticta acicola
Lineage: Eukaryota; Fungi; Ascomycota; Dothideomycetes; Mycosphaerellales; Mycosphaerellaceae
Source: the annotation of a GenBank genome assembly